CAGCAUGCCCCCGAUGGUCUCUCGACGGGCAAGGUUUGCAUUCAGCGAAUAUUACCUGCCGUUCGGUGCCCAGUGAGUUCAGACCACGCCAUUGCCGAGCUCUCGUGGCAAGACGUACUCUGCCGUCAAGAUGGGGAUUCGUGGAAUUCAAGGAGACUAGUCGACCGCCAUUGGGGAGGUUAAUACUGCAUAGUUUGUGAAUGUUGAUCAUCCGGAAUCGAUGCGGUUAUUGGUGCGGUUAGGAGUGCUUCGGCAUGCGACGCUGUCAGAUGCAGCGACAUCUGGAAGGUCGCAAAGCAGUUCAACCAGUGACUCCAGAGAAAAUGCUAAGGAGACUUGCAACCCAGCUGCCAUGUGGCCCCCUCAAGAAUUUUCCCUUCAACGCGGGGCUGGGACUUGCACAGCCGUGUAUGUGGCGUGCCGGAGUUCAGUGUCUUCCCCGCAGUCUGAUCGAGAAUUGGGAAGCCCCCGGGCAGAAAAAGAAUCCAUUCUCUCGCGAGUGAAGCAUCGUAGUUGAUUGAAUUGGGUUGCGGAUUAUGCGGUAUAUCCUUGAGUCUGCCAGCAAACUUAGCAUG
Molecule: messenger RNA, 575 nt
Organism: Parathielavia appendiculata
Lineage: Eukaryota; Fungi; Ascomycota; Sordariomycetes; Sordariales; Chaetomiaceae
Exons: 1
Coding region: 221-517 (98 amino acids)
Source: RefSeq, a predicted model, not a curated record